This is a messenger RNA of Mycena indigotica, 720 nucleotides long. RefSeq lists its product as uncharacterized. Bases 1 to 720 code for a protein of 239 amino acids. The transcript is spliced from 4 exons. Gene Ontology annotation, cellular component: preribosome, small subunit precursor; nucleolus. The record is from RefSeq and is a predicted model, not a curated record. Gene Ontology annotation, biological process: maturation of SSU-rRNA from tricistronic rRNA transcript (SSU-rRNA, 5.8S rRNA, LSU-rRNA). NCBI's taxonomy places the organism in Eukaryota, Fungi, Basidiomycota, Agaricomycetes, Agaricales, Mycenaceae.
AUGGGACCAACACGAACAGAUUCAAGGAAAGCUAAUAGGAAGGAAGGUGGACCAGUUGCUGGCCCCUCGAAGCCACGACAAGAUGGAAAAUCGAAAAAGCACGCCAACAAACAUCGAGCCAAACACACAUUGCAAGAAGCAAAUGCGACACCUGGUCUACAGAAAAUCAAGGCAUCGUUGAGACAAACGAGACGACUUCUGGCCAAAGAUAAUCUUGCUGGUGAUGUUCGUGCCGAAACUGAGAGAAGGCUCAAGGCCCUUGAAACAGACCUGGCAGCUGCUGAGCGUGGCAAGAAAGAGCGCACGAUGGCGGUCAGAUAUCACAAAGUCAAAUUUUUCGAGCGACAAAAGGUACUUCGGAAGUUGACGCAAGUGAAGAAGCAACAUCCAGUCCCAGAGGAGGCACUCCAUACACUCCGUGUAGAUCUUAAUUACAUCCUGCACUAUCCCAAAACGAAGAAGUACAUCUCAUUAUUCCCGCCCGAGCUACGCAAAGGAGAGAGCUCUGAACCAUCGGUUGAUACCGGAAGGGAACAAGUCCGCGAAUGGGUCCGACAACGGAUGGAAACUGGUGAAAUGGCUGCGGAACCCGAGUUGAAUCUUGAUUCGCGCGGCGGUGGCGUCGACUGGGAAGGGGUUCCAAGCGACAAGCCAGGGUCGCAGGAGAACGCUAUGAUGGAACUUGACGAGCAAGACGACUUUUUUGACAACGAGGAAUAG